GCCAAGCAGCGUGAGGAAGCUGAAUUGGCAAAGCAGGCUGCGGCGGAGGAAGAGGAACGCCAGAAGCUUGAAGCAGCGCUGCGCGAGAGAAAAGAGGCCGACCAGAGGAGGAAGGCCCAGGAGGAGCAGGAUCGCCUUGAGCAGGAACACCAACAACGAGAAGCGGAGCAGCGCCGCAAGGCGCAGAAGGAAGCAGAGCAGAAGCUCAAGAGAGAAGAGGAGCAGCGCCAGAAGCGUGAAGCUGAGAAGCGCAAACAGGAGGAGGAAGAGGCGAAAGCUGAAAAGGAGCGGCUUCGUGAGGAGGAGGAAGCGGCUAUCCGCAAGCAGGAGGACGCAGCGGCGGAAGCGCAGGCGAAGCAAAAGGCUGCGGAAGAACGACGACGAGCAGAGGAAAUGCAGGAAGCUAUGGCGCAACGUGAAGCUGAGAGAUCUCGGCGUGGAGGAAGGGAGAGGAGAUCGCAGGCCAAGGACGAGCAGCACGACAAAGAGCCAGGUGAGCAGCCGCCACAGGCAAAGUCUUUGCGCCAGACGCUCACCCCAUCCCAGCUCCGGCGUCAACAGAGGAAGCGGCAAAAGGAGGCGAGGCGGGCAGCUGAAGCUGAGACAGCUGCCAGAGAGGAGAAUCGCAGCGAGAAGGAUGAGAGCGAGGAAGAACGUGAAGCUGAGAAGCCGAAACCAGCAGAGAGGAAGCCCGCAGAGCGGCAGCCAAAGCAGAGGGAGAGGGUGCAGCCGGAACCAAAGUCGCGCCAGAUGCAGGCCGAGAAGACAUCUUCGGAUGAAAAAGCGGACACGAAGAAAAACAAGGAGGAGGAAACGAAGACACCCGCAAUCGCCAACAGUCCGCCCGCAGAAGAAGUUAAAGCUGCGCCUACUGCUACGAACACCUCAGAGACGCAGGAGGUCGAGAAGCCAGAGAAGCUGGAAACUACAUCGGAUCUGAGGUCCGAUGCAGAGGCCUUCACAGUCUCAGGGUCCAGCCAAGCGUUCGGUCAUCGCAGACGGUCUCAGGAACCUGAUCAGAAUCCGAUGCAAACGAUGAUGCCCAUCACCACGCUGAUGAUUACGCAGAUUCCUGAGCACAUGGAUGCUGAUGCGUUCCGGCGACAGUUGGACACAUGGGGCUUUGUUGGCACUUACAACUUCUUCUACAUGCCCCCCGAUGCGUCUGAGGGCUGGGGCGGCAGAUGUGUCUUUAUCAACUUUGAGGACCCGGGGGUCGCCAGUAUGUGUUUGAGCUACUUCCAGCAGUGUCCAAGCGAGGGUGUGGCCCAGCCUUACAACAUCCAGGGGCUGGAGAACAACAUCGCCCAUUUUAGUCAGUUUGUCGGCUCGGGUGACAUGGUGAACGGCCCGCUGAUCGUUCCCACGCCGACGCCCGCAGCCUGGGCCAUCAAUGGCGCACAGGCAAUGAUGAACAAUCCUUCUGGCAAGUUUUCUCCGCAGAUUCGCGGCCAGUUCCACAAGACCAAGAUGUGUGCUUUCCACAAGAAGAAGAAGUGCACCAUGGGUCAUGGAUGCCCCUUUGCGCACACGAGGGAGGAGCUCAAUGCUCCCCCGGACCUUUCCAAGACAAAGCUGUGUGUCAACUUCUUUAGAAAGAAGUGCAACGAUGCCAACUGCAAGUUUGCACAUGGGCAUGCGGAGUUGCGCGCAACUGGCAGUGUCUACAAGACAGAGCUUUGCAGAGCUUGGGCAACAGGCACCUGCAAGGCUGGCGAUACUUGCCGCUACGCGCAUGGAGUCAAGGAGUUGAGGGGCAACGGCAUGUCGUCCAUGACGGCGAAUGCAAUGGGAUACAUGGGCUACCCCAUGGAGGAGGGCUACAUGACCAUAGAUGGAGUGCAGAUGGGCUGCGAUGUAAUGGGCGGCCUUACUGGUAUCUGGGAAAACGAAGCAGUUGACACCUCAGCGGCUGUUCAGCGGACUGAUGAUGUUGUCAACGUGAUGACACAUGACUCACGGGACGGUCUGGCAGAGUUGGUGGGUUCUUGUGGCAAGGGUGCUCGGCAGGAGACCGACGAGAGCAGCGAAGUAGAUCGUUCGUCGGAUGGCACGUCAGAGCCGUUCAACGAUGCCAUGAGCGACAUGGGCUUCUCAGACACCUCCACGCUUUGCAUGGGGGUGGUUUUGAGAGUCAAGGGCACCUUCAUGGAGUCCCGUCUGUCUUCCUUGACGAGGACCGGCAAAGCCGCCUUCGGUUUGGCCCUUGCGAAGCAGCCGCGCUUGAUACAGGAG
Messenger RNA from Symbiodinium pilosum, 2235 nucleotides. NCBI's taxonomy places the organism in Eukaryota, Dinophyceae, Suessiales, Symbiodiniaceae. The record is from the annotation of a GenBank genome assembly.